Molecule: messenger RNA, 444 nt
Organism: Hydatigera taeniaeformis
Lineage: Eukaryota; Metazoa; Platyhelminthes; Cestoda; Cyclophyllidea; Taeniidae
Source: the annotation of a GenBank genome assembly
AUGUCUCAGCACCUCGACGAGUGCCUUGACUCCGUCACAGAGGCCUGGGGUGUGAAAGUGGAGAGGGUGGAGAUCAAGGAUGUCCGCUUGCCUAUACAACUGCAGCGCGCAAUGGCGGCUGAAGCAGAGGCAGCUCGUGAGGCUACGGCAAAAGUGAUAGCUGCCGAAGGCGAGAUGCGUGCCUCCUCGGCGCUCAAGUUUGCCGCACUGGAGAUCAGUCAGCAUCCUAUAGCUGUACAAUUGCGCUAUCUUCAGACUCUCAACACCAUCAGUCUGGGCAAGAAAUCUACCAUUGUCUUCCCCAUCCCCAUUGAAAUGCUCAAGUUCUUUAUAGGGACCGGAGAGAAUAUACCGGAACACCUGCUGCAGGGUCUCAGUCCAACAAUGCAGGCGUCGCAGCCUCGAGAUGAUGAUCUUUCCAGUAUAUCCAACGAACAUGUUUAA